Rubroshorea leprosula is the source of this 664-nucleotide messenger RNA. The record is from the annotation of a GenBank genome assembly. NCBI's taxonomy places the organism in Eukaryota, Viridiplantae, Streptophyta, Magnoliopsida, Malvales, Dipterocarpaceae.
CACAUGUUAAUGAGGGUUACUGUUGGUAUUCACAAAGCUGACAUUGACACUGCUAUAAGAACAUACCAUUUGAUGUCCCAGCCUUGCUAUGCUCAUGGUACACCUACCCUUUCCAAUGCAGGAACUCCAAAACCUUGACAACAUUAGUACCAAGUGUACACUCAGUUGCAUAGCUGUUUUCUACUCUGCAUGAAGGAUGACAGCAUUGAGGGCAUAUACGACCCUCUGAGGGAGUGCACUGUUACAAGUAAAUCUGAGGAAUUGGACAAGGAUGCUUAUUCUGCAAGGAAACUCUGGUUUGAGAUUCUAAUUUCUCAGAUUGAAACAGAAACUCCUUAUGAGCUUUUUAAGAGGUUAUUGAGUUCACAAGUCUUAACAGAAACUGCAGUGUGCAAUGCAUGCAUGUAAUAUUUCCAAUGGGUGUUCAACUGUAGGGUCUCAAUUCAAAGCAUGUGAAGUUUGUUUGAUGUAACUGCAACUGUUGCUGCAAACCUUAACAAAAUUAUUGAUAUCAAUUACUAUCCUGUUGAAAGUGCAAGGAAGUCAGAUUUACGACAUAAAUGGAUUGGUAUUGGGUUCAGGGUCUCGCUGAAACCUUCAUCCUACUCAGCAUGCCAUUCGAUUCUCUGGGGGCCAAACAGUUGAAUAAGGGUAUGUAUAUGAG